Amphiprion ocellaris (clown anemonefish) is the source of this 469-nucleotide messenger RNA. RefSeq names its product ribosomal protein L22 (gene rpl22). Bases 36 to 425 code for a protein of 129 amino acids. Gene Ontology annotation, molecular function: RNA binding; structural constituent of ribosome. Lineage: Eukaryota; Metazoa; Chordata; Actinopteri; Pomacentridae. Gene Ontology annotation, cellular component: ribosome. The transcript is spliced from 4 exons. The record is from RefSeq and is a predicted model, not a curated record. Gene Ontology annotation, biological process: cytoplasmic translation.
CCUUCGCUCCUUCCUUUUUGCUGAACGUGUCAGCCAUGGCACCAAUUAAAAAGCACGUGGUCAAGAAACAGGGUGGGAAGAGGAAGAAGCAGAUCCUGAAGUUCACCCUGGACUGCACUCACCCUGUCGAAGAUGGUAUCAUGGAUGCUGCCAACUUUGAGCAAUUCCUGCAAGAGCGCAUCAAAGUGAACGGCAAAGCUGGAAACCUUGGCGGUGGUGUGGUGUCCAUCGAGAGGAGCAAGAGUAAAAUUGCUGUCAACUCUGAAGUUCCCUUCUCAAAGAGGUACUUGAAGUAUCUUACCAAGAAGUAUCUGAAGAAGAACAACCUCAGGGACUGGUUGCGUGUCGUGGCCAACACCAAGGAGAGCUACGAGCUGCGCUACUUCCAGAUCAACCAGGACGAGGAGGAGGAGGACGAAGAUUAAACUUGACACCACUCUUAAUAAAAUGUCAAAAGAUGAAAACCAAA